Molecule: messenger RNA, 3834 nt
Organism: Rhizoctonia solani
Lineage: Eukaryota; Fungi; Basidiomycota; Agaricomycetes; Cantharellales; Ceratobasidiaceae
Product: Retrotransposable element Tf2 protein
Exons: 3
Coding region: 1-3834 (1277 amino acids)
Biological process (GO): DNA integration
Molecular function (GO): zinc ion binding; nucleic acid binding
Source: RefSeq, a predicted model, not a curated record
AUGACCGACAAGGCAGCCAAUUGGGCACUCCCUAUUAUUGGGAACAUCAUCAAGGGCAAGGGCAACCCUCCCACCACCAUCCAGGCCUUAAUGGCUAAAUUCAAAGAAGCCUUUGCCAAUCCAGACGCAAAGAGGGCGGCCGCCAGAAAGAUUGCCGCGUUAACUCAGACCACCACCACGUCUGAGUAUGUCACAGAAUUCCGCAACCUCAUGGCGGAACUUGACUGGAACACUGAGGCAUACAUUGCCCAGUUCACGCGAGGCCUUCACUGGAAGGUCAAGGAACUCCUGUCCACCAAGGACAACGUCCCCAACAACAACCUCAAGGCCAUUUUUGCCGCCUCAAUCAAAAUUGACAACACUUGUUGGGAAAACAAGGAGAACCGUCCCAAGAAGCUCCCUGCCAAGUCCUUGGCCACUGCGGCCACUACCUCCACCACACAACGGGUCCGCCUAUUGGAAGACCCCAAUUAUGUCACACCGGAGGAAAGGGACCGCCGCUGCGCGUCUGGCCUUUGUGUCAAGUGCGGCCAAAAAGGGCAUGGCAUCAAACAGUGCCCUAAUGGAUGGAAGGCAACUAUCAAGGAAGUUGCCAAACCCCCGACUCAGAAAAAGGACAAUUUAGAUAGUUGCGUUGAAUUUGUAUCAGUUGGUCUUGACUCCAAUAAGAAACCUCUAUUAUUCAUCAAUCUAUACGUCCAGAAUUUCCCAGCAGAACCUCUCAAAACUCUAAUAGACUCAGGAGCCACAUCAAACUUCAUUUCCCCCUUGAUUGUGGAAAAAUAUAAAAUUCCAAAAACCCAACUCAAAAAUCCACAAGUUGUGAGAAUGUUAGAUGGUACCAUUUCCCAGACUGGUUGCAUUUGGCACCAGGUUCACCUCACGGUUUUGGCCAACGGCCAUCCCCACUCCAUUCCCUUUCUUGUUUGCCCCAUUGGCAACACCUUGGCAAUCCUAGGCAUGACAUGGUUAACGGCAGAAGCUCCUCUUAUUGAUUGGCAACAGGGACUAGUUACAUUCCCUGAACAAGUUCAAAUUGCCUCCGAGGAAGAAGCAGACUCAGACCCUUUAGCAGACCUCCCCCCUCAGUACCAUGAGUUUGCUAAGGUUUUUGGCAAAGAAGAAUUUAAGGUCCUCCCUCCACAUAGGGAGUAUGACAUCUCCAUCAACCUUGUCCCAGAUGCCAAACUGACUCCUGGCCCCAUAUACAGCAUGACCGACGCAGAAUCAAAGGCGCUAAAACAGCAUAUUGAUGAGGAAUUAGCAACGGGCAAAAUCCGCCCUAGUACCUCCUCAGCAGGCGCCCCGGUCAUGUUUGUAAAAAAGGCUGAUGGGUCCCUCCAACUAGUUGUCAAUUACAGGAAGUUGAAUGACGUAACCCACAAAAAUGUCUAUCUGCUCCCUAGGCAGGACAAUCUCAUGGCCAAACUCAGGCACGCCAAGAUCUUCACCAAAUUGGAUUUACGCUGGGGAUAUAACAAUGUCCGGAUUAAGGAAGGAGAUGAAUGGAAAACGGCCUUUAGAACAAAGUACGGGCUAUUUGAAUACUUGGUAAUGCCUUUUGGCCUCACCAAUGCCCUGGCCGCUUUCCAACACUUCAUGAACAACCUAUUCAGGGACCUCAUCGACGUCACUGUGGUUAUCUACUUGGACGACAUCCUGAUUUUCUCAGAAGACCCCAAGGACCACCCAACCCAUGUCAGGGAAGUCCUAUCACGGUUGAUGAAGAAUCAGUUGUUCUGUAAACUCUCCAAGUGUCACUUCCAUGUCACCACGGUAGAUUACCUGGGCAUAGUCAUUUCCCCAACAGGCUUUUCCAUGGACCAGAAGAAAAUUGAGGCGGUCACAUCAUGGCCAACCCCCAAAAUGGUCAAACAGGUCCAAGCCUUCCUAGGAUUUGUCAACUACCUCCACUGCUUCAUCCCUAAUUUCAGUUCAGUAGCUCGCCCUUUGCACAAUCUUACCAGAAAGGAAACCCCCUGGUCAUGGGGCAACCUAGAGGAAGCAGCAUUUCAGGAGUUGAAGGUUCUUGUCACCAAGUCACCGGUCCUCAUCCAUUCCAACCCAAGACUCCCUUAUUACCUUGAGACAGAUGCUUCAGGGGUUGCCAUGGGAGCUAUUCUUAGUCAGCAAGGAUCAGACAACCAACUACACCCAAUCGCAUAUAUGUCCAAAUUGUUCUCAGGGGCAGAGGCCAACUACGACACUCACAACAAGGAACUCCUGGCCAUCAUCAAGGCCUUGGAGGAAUGGUGUAUCUUCCUGGAAGCUACGGACAAGCCAGUUCAGGUAUUUACAGACCACCGCAACCUUGAGUACUGGAUGCAGGCAAGGACAUUCAAUUGGCGGCAUGCUAGAUGGCGCGUAUUCCUGAGCAACUUCAACUUUGAAAUACAUUAUCGCCCAGGGAAGCAGUCAGGGAAACUGGAUGCCUUGUCCAGACAAUUGGACUAUGUAGACCUACCCACGGAACCAGAAGUCAUGCUACCCGCGGAAGUCUUUGCAAACACCUUGGAAGAGGAGGUUGAAAUUGUCACAGAAAUACGGUCUAAAAUCAGAGAGGACCCGUCUCUGGAACCAAUCAUCCAGUUCCUUACAGAAGACGCGGAGGAUGCACCCCCUUCUAUUCAAAAGGCUUAUUGGGAUUAUGACUGGGAGGAAGACCUUCUAUGGUACCAAGGAAAAUUAGUAGUCCCAGACUCAGAACCCCUCAAGGAACAAUUGCUUAAGGAAUUCCACGACUCCCCAUUGGCGGAAGUCCCCCCUUUCCCGUUCCACACAAUAUCCUACAACUUCAUCACGGGAUUCCCCAAAUCUGACGGGUACGAUGCAAUUCUAGUGGUGAUCAAUUCCUUCUCCAAGUUUGGUCAUUUUAUCCCAACCACAAAGAAGGUCACGGCUAAGGGUCUAGCCGACCUAUUCAUUGCCCACGUCUGGAAGUUACACGGACUACCGGUCAAAACAGUCUCAGACUGCGGAACAACGUUCAUGGGAAAAUUCCUAAGAGCAUUAUACCAGCGCCUUGGAAUCAAACCAGCCUUCUCUUCAGCCUACCACCCGGAGUCAGACGGACAAACAGAAAGGGUGAACCAAUUUAUUGAAUUCUACCUCAGGUCCUACGUUGCGGCAGACCAUUCAGACUGGGCUACCUGGCUACCGCUAGCGGAAUACGCAUACAACAACGCUAGACACUCGGCCACAGGAAAGACCCCCUUUGAACUUGUCUAUGGAAGAAACCCGGUCAUGAGUCCAUCCAAUGUACCGGCAAAUGUCCCGGAAGCCAAUCACGUAGCCAACACCCUGGCUCAGGAAUGGAAGGAAGCGGAAUCCGCCCUACAAUUGACCAAGGAAAGAAUGGCAGGAAACAAGGGAAUAACCCCGGAAUACGCAAUUGGCAAAAAAGUCUGGCUGGAUGGGAAAAAUGUGGAGCUUAGAACCAACUCCAACAAAUUGGACCCUAAGAGACUAGGCCCUUUUGAAGUCUUAGAAAAAAUAUCCAGCCAUGCGUACCAACUAAAACUCCCGGAAACCUUGAGAAUCCAUGACGUGUUCUAUGUAGGACUGUUAUCCAAAGUCCACAAAUCUCCCAGUCAACCCUUCCCAGAACGUCCCCCUCCAGAAACAAUCAAAGGGGAAGAAGAGUAUGAGGUAGAACAGAUCAUUGACUCCAAAAGACAACGAGGAAAAUGGUUCUACUUGAUCAAAUGGAAGGGGUACGGCCCAGAAGAUAACUCAUGGGAGCCAGAAGAACUGUUGGAACACAGCCAAGAAGAGAUCAAGCAAUUCAACCAAGCAAGACUCAGAAAGGCUUGUGACACCGCCAAGAGCCUUUAA